Molecule: messenger RNA, 1259 nt
Organism: Beta vulgaris subsp. vulgaris (sugar beet)
Lineage: Eukaryota; Viridiplantae; Streptophyta; Magnoliopsida; Caryophyllales; Amaranthaceae
Product: deSI-like protein At4g17486
Exons: 4
Coding region: 323-976 (217 amino acids)
Biological process (GO): protein deubiquitination
Molecular function (GO): deubiquitinase activity
Source: RefSeq, a predicted model, not a curated record
UUAUUUUUUAUUUUUUAUUUCAAUCUUAUUAUUAUAUUUGGAAUUUGUAAACAAUUUCUCUCCUUUCUGCUUUCUCUUUCUCUUUCUCUCUCCUCCACACCCAUCUGCAGGGCUGGCUGAUCUCAGAAGCUCUGUAUUGUUACUGGGUUGUCGGAGAAUUGUAGAAUUUACAUUCCCAGAAUUCAAAGUUUUAUUCUUGGAGAAGAUUUUUCAUUGAAUUUUGAGGAAUUUUAUUUAGGAGAUUUUAUUAAAAGAAAGGAGGGAAAAAAGAAAAAAGGGGGGUUCUUCAAAACAAAAACAAAAAAGGGGGAAAAAUUCAAAUAUGGGUAAUGAAGAAUCAAGAACUGGUAAAAAUAAUGGAGGAAUUGAAACUCCGGUGGUGUUAAAUGUGUAUGAUCUUACCCCUCUUAAUCAUUACACCUAUUGGUUUGGUUUUGGAAUUUUUCAUUCGGGCAUUGAAGUCCAUGGCAUGGAGUAUGGAUUUGGAGCCCAUGAUUUCCCAGCUAGUGGGGUUUUUGAAGUGGAACCAAGGUGCUGUCCAGGUUUUAUUUAUAGAUCUUCUAUCUCACUAGGUCGGACAAGUAUGUCCCAAUCAGAGUUCCGGACUUUCAUUGAGAGAAUCGCCUCUGAGUAUCAUGGAGAUACUUAUCAUCUCAUCACCAAAAACUGCAACCAUUUCACAGAUGACAUUGCCUCUAGAUUGACUGACAACAGAAUCCCUGGAUGGGUCAACCGUCUUGCCCGAGCUGGUAACGUAUGUAGCUGCCUGCUUCCUGAAAGCCUGCAAGUAACAACUGUUAAACAGUUGCCUGAGUACCAUGAAUGCUUAGAAGAUGGAACGGAGUCCUCCUCGGUAGACAGUCCUCAUGAACACACUGAAAGUGAAGAUACUGAUCAAGAUAAGGUUCUGCUGCUAUCACCAAAACCCGGAUAUGCUGAUGUUGCCUUCAUUAGGGAAGUAGAAGAACAUAGGUGAAAUAGUUCAGUUAGCUUCUUCUUAGAAGGCCGCUUCUCGCUCUUGCUAGCGCAGAGACCUCUAUUUGAGGAGCUCAUGUAGUCCCUCCAUUUUCGUUGUUUCCUGAAAUUAUCAUCCUCUCUUUUUUGUAUAUUUUUGGCCUCUUAUCUUCUUAUUGGAAUUAGUGAAUUGUAUCAUUAUUUCUGAUUGUUAGUGCUUUUGCCAAAAACUGAGGCUGGGCAACAGAUGGUGAAAUUGUAAUAUAUUGCUUUGAGGGCUUUCUGAACUUUCUGCCCUCUUGUGA